This is a messenger RNA of Solanum dulcamara, 1989 nucleotides long. Its product is annotated as probable transcription factor KAN2. The record is from RefSeq and is a predicted model, not a curated record. Lineage: Eukaryota; Viridiplantae; Streptophyta; Magnoliopsida; Solanales; Solanaceae. Gene Ontology annotation, cellular component: nucleus. Gene Ontology annotation, biological process: regulation of DNA-templated transcription; abaxial cell fate specification. The transcript has 6 exons. Gene Ontology annotation, molecular function: transcription cis-regulatory region binding. Bases 323 to 1531 code for a protein of 402 amino acids.
CUCCUUCUCCCCCCCUACUCUCCUCUACCCCACAUUAGCCUCUCAAAGUGUCAUUUUCUCACAUAUACUUCACACAAAAGAAACAACCAUUCACUUCAUCUUCAUCCUUUGUCAUUUCUCUCUCUCUCUCUCUAUAACUCAAUCUCAAAUUCCUCCUUACAACAACAACUACUAUUACUACCCUUCUUUUGAUCAACACAACAAACCCCAAAAUCCCAAAUUUUCACUUCUCUCCUUCUUUCUCUUUUUCCUUAACCUACUUACAAAACACAAGAAACAACAACAUAAAGAGGUAGUAGCUAGCUAGGGCAAAGAAUUAUAUAUGGAGCUAUUCCCAGCACAACCAGACUUAUCUUUACAAAUCAGUUCUCCAAACAGCAAAUCAUCAUCAACAACAACAUGGAAGACGACGAGAAAUAAUAAUAACAAUACUGAUCAAGAUCAUGAGAUGGACUUAUUCUUCUGGAGAAGAGCUUUGGAAUCAAGAAACUCAAAGCCUGAUAACAACAAUAAUACUACUCUUUUUGAGCUUUCUUUAUCCAAUCCUAAUUAUAAACCUUCUCCUCCUCAUCCUAAUCGCAUAAUUAACUCUUCCCAUUUCCAUCCCCUCCAAAACAACACCAAUUUCAUCCACCAACAAAAUCAACAACUUAGUUUCUUAAGACCUAUAAGAGGAAUUCCAGUAUACCAUCAAAACCCUCUUCCUCUUUCUCAUCAUCAUAACUACCCAAUAUUUGCUCAACAAACUUUUGACAAUUCUACUACUACUGCAACAACACCUACAUUACCUAUACAUUCUUCUGGUAGUUGUAUUAGUAAUUUUAAUAACAAUAGUAACAAAACUAUUUCUAAUUCCUCACCAACUACUGUCCCUUUUCAUCACUCUAAUCAUCAAGCUGGGCUAAUGCGAUCGAGAUUUUUGUCAAGGUUUCCAGCUAAACGUACCAUGAGAGCUCCACGGAUGCGAUGGACUAGUAGUCUUCAUGCCAGAUUUGUUCAUGCUGUUGAGCUCUUGGGUGGCCAUGAAAGAGCAACACCCAAAUCAGUUCUUGAGCUAAUGGAUGUGAAAGAUCUCACUUUGGCACAUGUUAAAUCCCAUUUACAGAUGUAUCGGACGGUUAAGACUACCGAUAGAGCAGCAGUUCCAGCUUCUUCAGGCCAAUCGGAGGUAUUCGAUAAUGGGUCUUCUGGGGAAACUUCAGAGGAUUUAAUGCCUGAAAUGGAAAAUUCAAGAAAGUCUGAUUUAUCUAACCACCAAGGAAGAAAUAGUAUGCAUCUCCAAGAGAUUGAUUAUCAUGGUCUUUGGAGCAACUCUUCAAGCAGGGAAAGUUGGCAGCUGCAUGGCAAACAUGGUGACUACCCUGGGAACAUCCCAUCUCUUGAGAAAACAGAGAAAAUCCAACAUAUAGAUUUGGAAGCAAAAUGUUUAAGCUAUGAUAGAUUAUCUGGAGAAGUGAGCUCUUCAAGCAUUACAGACACAAGUCCCAAGAAGCCUAAUUUGGAGUUCACUUUAGGAAGGCCUUCAGAGUAAGAAAAUAAUAAAAAAAUCUUGCAUGCAGAUAAGUUACUAGUACUCAUUUUGAAAUCAUUAUAAUUUCUGACAAGGCAAAGGUAAGGGAGGUUUGGUUUAAAGAAAAAAGUAACACAAGGAAGAGAAUCAGGUACCCACAAGAUGAGAGAAAAGCAAAAGAGAGCUAAAAAAAGACAAGGAGACAAAAAAGACAGGAAGAAGGCAUAAGGAGAAGAGAGGAAAUUAAUAUGCGACUCCUUUACAUCAAACAAUAUCUUAUUUUAUUCCUUUCUAGAGAGAGAGAGAAAAAAGAAUAUGAAAUCUAAUUGAUUUUGUGUAUUAUUAGAGUAGUCAUUGAGGGAGAAAGUAAAAAAAAGGCCUUUUUUUUACUUUCUUUUUGUAACUAGUAUCUAGGAAGUGAUCUUUUUAUCAUUGGUAAUUGUAUGACUCACUUUAUUAUUAUGUUAAAAGAAAAGAAA